Messenger RNA from Aspergillus welwitschiae, 240 nucleotides. RefSeq lists its product as uncharacterized. The transcript is spliced from 2 exons. NCBI's taxonomy places the organism in Eukaryota, Fungi, Ascomycota, Eurotiomycetes, Eurotiales, Aspergillaceae. Bases 1 to 240 code for a protein of 79 amino acids. The record is from RefSeq and is a predicted model, not a curated record.
AUGCGUCUCUCCAGCAUCAUCACCUUCCUCUCGUUGGCGGUUCUUCCUGCUACACUGGCUAGUCCGGUUGAUAAUCAGGAUUCAUCCAUUGCCAAACGCUGCUGUAUCCUCUGCGAUAACCCCUAUGCGCGAUGCGGAGCGAACGAUAAGCGUGAAGCUGUCCAGACAGAGGAGGAAGUGUUCCAAGGACAGGCGAAGCGGUGCUGCGUCAAUUGUGAUGUCAAUAGGUGUGGGAAUUAG